Messenger RNA from Neolamprologus brichardi, 2163 nucleotides. Its product is annotated as peptidyl-prolyl cis-trans isomerase FKBP14-like. The record is from RefSeq and is a predicted model, not a curated record. Gene Ontology annotation, molecular function: peptidyl-prolyl cis-trans isomerase activity; calcium ion binding. NCBI's taxonomy places the organism in Eukaryota, Metazoa, Chordata, Actinopteri, Cichliformes, Cichlidae.
UGCCACGUAGAGGAACAGCUGCACGUUUUCAUGCUGCAGCAAGAAACUUUUUAGCUCUUUAUUCAACAGGCUGUUUCUUCUGAAAGCUGACUGUGUCAGCAUGCUGCUGGUUGUGCUGAGCUGGCUCUGCUCCUUCAUGCUGGUGUCCGUCAGCAGCGGGGGGAAGCUGCCCGAAGCUGAAGUGACGAUAGAAGUUCUGCACAGACCUUUCCUCUGUCACCGAAAGUCCAAGUAUGGAGACAUUCUGCUGGUGCAUCAUGAAGGAUACUUUGAGAAUGGCACCAUGUUUUUCUCCAGUCGAGUCAGCGGUGACAAGCAGCCAAUCUGGUUCACUCUGGGCAUCAGAGAAGCAAUCAAAGGCUGGGAUAAAGGCCUGCAAAACAUGUGCUCAGGAGAGAAGAGAAAACUGGUCAUACCUCCAGAACUGGCAUAUGGGAAGGAAGGAAAAGGUAAGAUUCCACCUGAAAGCACGCUUACCUUUAUCAUCGAGGUGCUACAGAUCAGAAAUGGACCUAGGUCACAUGAAUCCUUUCAGGAAAUGGACCUCAACGAUGACUGGAAGCUCUCCAAGCAUGAGGUGAAAGAGUAUCUAAGGAAGGAGUUUGAGCGUCACGGCUACCCUCCCAACGACACUCUACACGAGAACAUGGCGGAGGAUAUCUUUGCCAAAGAGGAUGAGAACAAGGACGGUUUUAUAUCCUCUAGAGAGUUCACUUACAAACACGAUGAACUGUGAAGUCCCAUGAAGCGCUCGUUUGUGUUUCGUGGUGGAAAUCCUUGUCAGAGACUCUUUGAGGUUAUUUUUGUCUGUUUCAGUUUUACAGAAGCUUUAAGUCUGUGUUGCGUGACGCUGUGUGUGGUUAAGUUUUGUUGCAGAUUGUUUUUUUAAUUUUGUGAUUUGUUUAUGAAAAUCCUUUUUGGGACCACUAUUAGCUAGAUUUUCACAAGUCAAAAUAUCUGUGUGAAAACUGUCGUGAAAUAUCAGGUUAAUUUUUUUUCCUCUUUUUUAUAAAUAUAAAUACAUUUUGGGCAAACUUGGGAAGACUGAAUUAAUGUUGUGACACAAUGAGGAAUAACUCAAAACCACGCAGGAGAACUUUACCUGUUGUUUUAAUGGGGAUUUUGAGAUGACACACACAUGUUUACAGCCCUGUUUGUGCAGCUUUGGGAUUGUUUGAAUGGAUCAAGAGGCUUAACUCAAAAAAGGACCACUGUUUAAGGCAGAUACAUUUAUUAGUUGUUGUUUUUUUAAGUAAAGUAUCUGUGUAAACUUUUUAGUUGCUUUGGUUUAUUUGUUGGUGACAGAUCAAACCAACAGGUGGCGCUGUCCUCCCAUGUGUUAGUGUUGGUUAAUACAUGAGGGGCAAGAAAAUGGUACACCUGGUUACCCAAUUGCCGCCACCAAGGCAAGAGCUGAGACUGAGGUAUGUUUGCUUGUCUUUAGCAACGUAGUCAUAGCUACUGUAGUCACAAAAACUGCCUGCUUGAAUGCAAAUUUUACAACUACAAGUGCACAGAGAUGAUGCUUAACAUAUUACAAACUAUGUCAAGAGUCGUGUUAGCGAUAAUUAAUGGAAGACCCUGUUCUUCUAGCCUGUGUGUGUAGAGUCUGAAUGGAGCUUAUGAGCACAAGCAGGGCGAGUGCUUCUCCUCUCACGCACACAAAACAUUCUGUACUUGAAAAGGUCAGAGGUCACAUAGUCAGAAUAAGACGGGUCCUUGUUUUGAUGCUUUGAAAAUGCACAACCACACACACACGCACACACACAAAUGCACCAAAUACAACAACACACACACACAAAGCCUCUAUCCAUGCAAGUCCAUGGCAGUAAUGUCAGUUUAACUGUGAGGACUCGUAAGAAGGAGAAGGUAUACUGAGAUUUGUCCUUUUUUUGUUGCGUGUCACAGUGCUGAGAUCAUGACUCAUCGAAGGUGUGUCCUGAUCCCUGGUGGUUUGGGGUUUACUGUAAAAGAACAAGGAGGAAGAAAAACAGAGCUCAGCAGAUGAGACUACAGUGCUGAGAAAAGAAAAGCUGAGGAGUAGUAACUUUAGUAGUAGCUACCACUGUUUUCUUUGCUGGGGUAGAUCCGUGGGAAAGGCUUGAAUUCAUCGGGUGGGGGUAAGUCUUCUACAGGGUGGAACUGGAACUUUGAUUCAAAGUC